CCGAUCCUAUCUGAACAAAGACAUUAUCUUCAUUUGAAUUCUCGCCAUCAGAUUAUCACACUUACCUAUAAUUUCAUCUUCGAAUUUCGUCAUCAACAAUGGCUGCAGUGCCUGUCCUCAUCGCCGGUGCUGGUCCUUCAGCGCUAGUUGCAGCUCUCACCCUUCUCCGCAAUGAUAUACCUGUCCGCAUCAUCGAGAAAGAGGACAAAUAUCGUCUUGGACAACGUGGUGCCGGAAUAUUCCCCCGCUCGCUGGAAUUGUACAGAUUCCUAGAUGUCCCCGAAGUUGAUCAGAAUGCAAAGUCAUUGCGGUGCAUGCGCACAUACAAGCCUGGAACUUUCGAACAUCUCAACACGUUCCCGUUGGCACAGUAUCAAGAUCCAAAACCUGCUUUUCCUUACCUUAACCCCUGUUUACUUGGACAACAAACUCUCGAAGGGAUCUUGCGUGGCCACCUCGAGAAACUGUCGUGCUUUGUAGAGACUGGCACUGAACUUCGCUCGAUUGAACAGUUCCCUGACCAUGUGAUAGCCCACGUAGUAAAGAAACAAAAUGGCGAAGAAGUCACAGAGAUCAUCAAGGCGAAAUGGCUCAUCGGAGCCGAUGGAGCAAAGAGCGUCGUCCGCAAGCAACUCGGAUUGACAUUCCUUGGAGAAACUAGGGAGGACUCACGAUCGAUCACCGGAGAUAUCCGCAUGGCAGGUCUCGAUAGAGAGUAUUGGCAUGUUUUCGGGGGUGGGAGUACAGAUCGCAUUGUUUUGCGGCCCACGGAGGAGGUUGGCCCCAAUGGCUAUCAGUUCAUUAUAUCCGAGUCAAACAUCGACUUCGAAAAACUACAGUCAAAUGAUGAAGAGGUCUUCAAGUACAUAGCUUCGCUGAUCCCCACCGAACUGACUUUUGAGGAGCUGAUUUGGAUUUCAGAGUUCCGGCCCAAUAUCAGGAUGGUGAACAAGUUUGGAGAAGGCAGAGUUUUCGUUUCAGGAGAUGCCGCACAUGUCCACAGUCCUGCUGGUGGCCAAGGACUCAACUCAAGUGUUCAGGACGCUUUAAACCUCGCCUGGAAACUCGCACUUGUCCAAAAAGGCCUCGCUCCAGCCUCGCUCCUCGACACCUACACCACGGAGCGUCUUCCCGUCAUCGCCGAGAUGCUCAACAUCACUACUGCCCUGUUCAACAAAAUAACUGCACGCAGCACCAGCACGGAAAAGGCAUUCGAACGCGACCAGAAGCUAUUCAUGCUCGGUGUAAACUACCGCAGCAGCCCAAUCGUGAUCGACGAGGUGGUGCCGCCGUCUGAGGCCGUGCCUGUAGAUGCGUAUGGGCUCAUCCAGGAUGGGUCGCUGCAGGCUGGCGAUCGCGCACCUGAUGCGCCUGGUUUGGUCGAUGUGAAGAGCGGUGAGGCCGCGCGGUUCUUUGACAUUUUCCGUCCAAGAUAUCAUACCGUCCUCAUCUUUGCUUCGGACGCUGCCAAGACUUCCCAGAUCAUCUCUAAGCUCAGUCGCUAUGAGCAGAGUGUCUUGCGGUCUAUCAUUGUGCUGCCUGCUGGGUCAUGGCCAUCCACCCAGGCAGACUCUGCCGCAGCAAAUAUGGUUCUAGAAGACAAGGAUGGGUAUGCAUACAAACAUUACUUGGUAGGGGGUGAUACGAGAGUAGUGGUGGUGAGACCAGAUGGUGUGGUAGGGGCCAUCGUACAUGGCGCAGAAGGCAUGGUGCGGUACUUUGAUGGAGUCUUCAUUUCUCGGUCGUAAAUGUACCUAUUAUUAAUUAUCUUUUAUCUUUUUUUUAUAAAUCAUACUUAUACCCACCCCACU
Serpula lacrymans var. lacrymans S7.9 is the source of this 1811-nucleotide messenger RNA. RefSeq lists its product as uncharacterized. The record is from RefSeq and is a predicted model, not a curated record. Gene Ontology annotation, molecular function: FAD binding. The transcript is spliced from 11 exons. Bases 99 to 1748 code for a protein of 549 amino acids. NCBI's taxonomy places the organism in Eukaryota, Fungi, Basidiomycota, Agaricomycetes, Boletales, Serpulaceae.